AAAGCUUCUUUCUCACACUCCUUCGGCAUCACUCUCCACUCCUCCACGCUGUCUUCCCUCAUUCGUCCAUUCUCUCUUCCACGCACUCGACCCAUCAACCGAACAAACACUCUCUCCAGUCAUGUCUGCCCUUCGCAACGUCGGUCGUGUCCACCAAAAGUCCACUGCGUUCUUUCUCUGUGAUAUCCAAGAGAAGUUCCGCACCCACAUCUUCCAAUACCCCUCCGUCGUUGCCACCGCCCAGAAAAUGAUUGCCGCCCACAAGAUCCUUGACAUCCCUUUGAUCGUUACGGAGCAGAACCCCAAGGCGUUGGGCGCCACUGCGAACGAACUGGAUCUCUCUCAGGCAAAGAUCAAUAUUCCCAAGACAAAGUUCUCCAUGUUCGUGCCUGAGGUCGAGAAGGAGCUCAAGGGUAUCAAGUCUGUUGUCCUCUUUGGCAUUGAAUCGCAUGUGUGUGUGCUGCAGACAGCAUUGGACUUGCUGGAGAAUAACUACGAUGUCCAUGUGCUUGCAGACGGAGUGUCGAGCAUGAACAGCUUCGAGAUCGAGCACGCUCUGAACCGCGUCAAAUCGGCAGGCGGAUAUGUGACAACAAGCGAGUCGAUCCUCUUCCAGUUGAUGGGAGACUCGAAGCACGAAAAGUUUAGAUCGAUCUCGAGCCUCGUCAAGGAGACCAAGGAUGCAACCGCAGGCAACAAGCUCUUCAUCAAAAGCAACAUUUAAAAAGCAACCUCAAUGCACCGUGUAGAUCGCAACAAAAUAAAACCUGUUCCGCAUGUGAAGUACAUUGAGCAUGAAAGAAAAGGAAUGGACAAUGGUUAGGCCCAGAGGACAAUGAUCUACUGGCGAAUCCAUGGUCAAGAUCCAAGCCCAUCCUAGCCAGGAGAAGGCAAAUAAAAAAAUAAAAAAAUAAAAAAAAGAGAGGGGUAGCGCCAUGCUCCAAAGUGUGCGCAG
Gamsiella multidivaricata is the source of this 955-nucleotide messenger RNA. Its product is annotated as Isochorismatase-like protein. NCBI's taxonomy places the organism in Eukaryota, Fungi, Mortierellomycota, Mortierellomycetes, Mortierellales, Mortierellaceae. The transcript is spliced from 5 exons. Bases 122 to 724 code for a protein of 200 amino acids. The record is from RefSeq and is a predicted model, not a curated record.